AUGACUCUGGAAAUCGAAGCUCGAGAUGUGAUCAAGAUUGUACUUCAAUUCUGCAAAGAGAACUCGCUGCAUCAGACUUUCCAGACUCUGCAGACCGAGUGCCAAGUUUCGCUGAACACAGUGGACAGCAUCGAGACUUUUGUCGCUGAUAUCAAUGGCGGGAGGUGGGAUGCCAUAUUGCCUCAGGUGGCUCAGUUAAAGCUUCCGAGGAAUAAAUUAGAGGACUUGUACGAGCAGAUUGUGUUAGAAAUGAUAGAGCUUCGUGAGUUGGACACUGCAAGGGCCAUAUUAAGGCAAACUCAGGUCAUGGGAGUCAUGAAACAGGAACAACCUGAAAGAUAUUUGCGACUUGAGCAUCUCCUUGUCAGAACUUACUUUGAUCCUAAUGAGGCUUACCAAGAUUCAACAAAAGAGAAGCGCCGUGCACAAAUUGCCCAAGCGCUUGCUGCCGAAGUUAGUGUGGUUCCACCUUCAAGAUUAAUGGCUCUAAUUGGGCAGGCACUAAAGUGGCAACAGCACCAAGGGUUACUUCCACCUGGGACACAGUUUGACCUAUUUCGAGGUACUGCUGCUAUGAAGCAAGACGUAGACGACAUCUAUCCAACAACACUUUCACACACUAUUAAGUUUGGAACAAAAAGUCAUGCAGAAUGUGCUCGGUUUUCACCUGAUGGCCAGUUCCUUGUCUCAUGCUCCGUUGAUGGCUUUAUCGAGGUGUGGGACUAUAUGAGCGGAAAGCUCAAGAAGGAUCUUCAAUAUCAGGCUGAUGAAACCUUUAUGAUGCAUGAUGACCCUGUCCUCUGUGUUGAUUUUAGCCGUGAUUCUGAGAUGCUUGCUUCUGGUUCACAAGAUGGGAAGGUGAAAGUUUGGCGUAUAAGGACAGGCCAGUGCUUACGUCGCCUUGAACGUGCACACUCUCAGGGUGUCACGAGUUUGACAUUUUCACGUGAUGGUAGUCAGCUGCUGAGUACCUCCUUUGAUAACACAGCCAGGAUUCAUGGCCUAAAAUCUGGGAAAAUGUUAAAAGAGUUCCGUGGCCAUUCUUCUUUUGUAAAUCAUGCCAUCUUCACGAGUGAUGGGACGCGUGUCAUUACUGCUUCUAGUGAUUGUACAGUCAAGGUUUGGGAUGUAAAGGGUGCAGAGUGUAUACACACAUUUAGGCCCCCACCACCAUUGAGGGGGGGUGAUGCAUCUGUCAACUCUGUCCAUCUCUUCCCCAAAAACACUGAUCACAUUGUUGUAUGUAACAAAACGUCAUCAAUAUGUAUAAUGACACUACAAGGGCAGGUUGUGAAGAGUCUCUCAUCCGGUAAAAGAGAAGGUGGAGAUUUUGUAGCGGCCUGUGUAUCACCUAAAGGGGAUUGGAUCUACUGUGUUGGUGAGGAUAGGAAUAUGUAUUGCUUCAGCUACCAAUCGGGUAAAUUAGAGCAUCUAAUGAAGGUUCACGAGAAGGAAGUGAUUGGUGUGACACACCACCCCCACAGGAAUCUUAUUGCUACUUACAGCGAUGACUGCACCAUGAAAUUAUGGAAGCCCUGA
This is a messenger RNA of Linum trigynum, 1539 nucleotides long. NCBI's taxonomy places the organism in Eukaryota, Viridiplantae, Streptophyta, Magnoliopsida, Malpighiales, Linaceae. The record is from the annotation of a GenBank genome assembly.